Lycium barbarum (goji berry) is the source of this 429-nucleotide messenger RNA. RefSeq lists its product as uncharacterized. The record is from RefSeq and is a predicted model, not a curated record. Lineage: Eukaryota; Viridiplantae; Streptophyta; Magnoliopsida; Solanales; Solanaceae. The transcript has 3 exons. Bases 1 to 429 code for a protein of 142 amino acids.
AUGAAAAGCAAGGAGAAAGGUGAUGAGGUACAAAAGAAGGAGGAAAAGAAAAAACAGGCCAAAAGUGUAGACACAGUUAAUAAGGAAGCACAUCAAAAGGAUGACAAAGGGGCUUGGAAUCCAGUUGGCAAAAGGGCUGGCAGCAAGAAGAUCUUUGAGUCAGAUAAGAAUGAAGUAAAGAGUAGCAACAAAUUUGUUGUUCUUGAAAAAGAAGAGGAAGUGCAGAAAGUGAUUGCUGAAAAUAUGGAGCAUAAGAAAGGAAAGUCUAGCAACACAAUUGUGGAGAAUGCAAAGCAUAAGAUAAUGGAACAGCAGCCACAUAAGACAUCAGAAAAGACAGCAAAUAAUGAUAAGCAGAAGAUAAGUGAGCAAGCUGAGCAGCCUGAUGAAACAGUAGAGAAGGGUGCACAACAGGAAGAGCCUUCAUAA